Messenger RNA from Ostrea edulis (European flat oyster), 6569 nucleotides. RefSeq lists its product as uncharacterized. The record is from RefSeq and is a predicted model, not a curated record. NCBI's taxonomy places the organism in Eukaryota, Metazoa, Mollusca, Bivalvia, Ostreida, Ostreidae. The transcript has 4 exons. Bases 673 to 1860 code for a protein of 395 amino acids.
UUAUACAUUAAAGCACUGCAGGAAGUAUAUAUACUGAUUGAUUUAAGACAAAUGGCUCAAAGAAAUACAUGGUAGUCUGAAUUGUUAAAAUCAAGUAAAGUGGAUUUGUGUUUAUGAUCAAACACAUGUCUAUAUGUGACAUCUAUACACAAUUGUGCAUUUUAUCCAGAUGUCUGUUAAUGGUGUAUUUAUGCCAUUAUUCAUAGCUUGAAGUAGGAGCAGUCUUUUUUAUAGUGCUUCAUUUGUACAACAAAUUUCCAAAUAUAUACUUUGUAUAUGUGUAUCACUUGAAUAGAUAAGUAUAUGCAGGUUUUGUGUUGGUGGUCUUGUACGAGCUAUAUAACUAUAUGAGGUAUUUAGACUCUGGAUUUUACGUCAGAGUCCUCUGUAAAAGUUAAUCUGUCAUUUUCUGAUUGUUUUUAUAUGUUUUGCCUGAGCGCACACUUGUAAUGCAUCCGUCUGGGUUUUCCGGUUGUGCUAUUUUUAGAGGAUCGGUGUCAGGGCUGUGUGCCCCCAUUCAAUAGAUUAGUUUUGUCAACAAGUUGUUCAAACCAGAGUGUUCUUCUGACUGACUCUCUACAAUAUUCUAUUUUACAUGGAAAAUGUUAUUUUUAAUGGAAAAUACAAUUGCAAAGCUAAUGGUGCAGCAUCAUGUGAUAAAACGCUUCAAGGAUGCCAAAACAGCGAGCCCCACCACCACCCCCCACUGGAGACACACCGCCUGAUUCCCCUCCGCCUCCUCCCCCCGGUCUGCUGCAACAUCAGCGAAGCCAGUCCUCUUUUUCAAGUCAGACUUCCAUAAGCACACAGGGGUCCGGCAUGGGACACAACACCGUAGACAACCGACAAGAUUACAGAAAACUGCCUUAUUUUUACUCCAAUUUCACAAACCAAGAUGAGGUUUGUCAGUAUCUAAGUCAUCACUCCAAGAAAACGCCAGGGUAUUUCUUGUUAAGGCCAAGUUUCAGCAACAAGAAUUCAGUCUCUGUAUCGACUGUAGUAUCUGAUAAAACCAUUCGCCAUACGAAUAUCAAAAUUGAGAGUGGUAGGAAUUCCAAAUGGUAUUAUCUAGUACCAGAGGUCAAAUUCCAUUCUGUUCCAGAACUGAUAGCCUAUUACGGACAAAAUGAAGUGAAAAAUUUACAGAAAGUGAACAAUGUGCGCUUCUUAUUUCCACUAGAAAAACGGAGGUCGGAAAAUCGAAAUGGUAUUUCUUCUGUUGAGGGAUCGGAAAGUUCGGGUAGCCACUAUCAGUCACCAAUUGAUGUGCCGGGGCCUGAGGUUCGGCCAGCUCUCCCAGAGAGGCCACGAGACUUACCCCGCCUCCAAUCCCAGAAUUCCAUUGGAUUCCAUAGUCCUAGUACCAGCAGCUUGACAUCAUUUGGAAGCCCAGAAGGGCUACAUAAUGGUGUUUUUGAGAGUAGUGGUAGUGGAGCCAGUGGAGGCAGACAGGCACAUCACCAAUCCAUCUCUUCUAUAGAAACUCGUCCCCCAGCCAUGCUCCCAAUUGGCCAUAAUACUAGAGAUGGUAAUCCAUAUUACUCAAGUCCCAGAAAUGUUGAUGAAGACAUUACGGAUAGACUGAAGGAAGUCCUGCGACAGAAUGAAAUCUGUGAUUGUGGUAUUCCUAGAGACAAAGCAGAUCUUCCUUUAGGUUGGACUGUGCAUAGAAGCAAAGAUCCAGCCACUUAUGGUCGAAUAUUUUUUCAAAAUAACAAAGGUGUUACGUCCUGGAAACUACCCCAGGAGGUGCAGAAUAGACUGAAUAUUGUACAACAGGAGAAUUUAUCACAAUUAAGGAGUGAAGGUAUGCGGGUUCCCGUUGACCGAAGAGGAAUAAUAAGUGAGACAAAGUUUUAAGCUGUGACGAAAUGUCCGAUGGAUUUUAAUACUCCUUAGAUGUGACAAAGUGGAUUAUGGUGGGCUGUUUUAUGGAGUUUAGUUCCACGUAGCUCAACUGUCAGCGUGAUAUUUUUCCUCGGUGCAUCAAAAUCAGUUUUGUUAUGUGACGAUGUGUUUGUGUCUGCUUUGACCCUGGAACUUAACCAUUUUGUGUGAAAUGCAGAUCUUUCGUGGAAAUGCUGCCCCUGCCAAGAAUUUCUGUGUUGUGAGCUAUUGUGAACUUUGUUAUAUUCCAAACUAGUUGUCAACAAAGGAUGGAUAUUCUUCCUUGUUUCAUUUGUGAAAUAAAAUCAGUGUUAAUUGAUCAUGUCAUAUGGAGCCUUUAAUGUGGAGGAAAUGAAAUUCGAAUGGUAUGCCGACCAUUAUAGCAGAGUAUCUGCAGCAAAUGUUUACAGGAAAUCAUGUAUAUAUAUUCACUCAUAACCCAACUUUCCAGUUCAUAAAAGCAUUUAACAUAUUUAUAAUAUAUAACCAUCUAUGACUUGUAUGAUUUUUUUUGCAUAGUGUACUUUCUUAACAAUUUGCUCAUAAAUGACAGAUUUUUAUCUCGUAUUCAGAACCAUGCUCAAAUUUAUUCCAGUACCUUUCCCUGUUACCAUACUGUACCAUGCCUGCUCUUUGUUUUGGUUAUUUAGAUGCUGGGUUAUUUGUACACAUGCUGGUCUUUUAUGUGUUUAUGCUACACAUGCACACUCUCUUUUUGUGUUUAUACAACACAUUCAUAUGUAUCCUGAAGUUUAUGUACAUGUCCUUGAUCUCCUCAAAAUGUAGCUGAAAAGUAGUAAAGCACAUUAGUGUUAUUUAUAGAGAGAGAGAAAGGGAGAGAGAGAAAGAGAGAGUGCUGAUAAACUUGAUAAAGUGAGGGCAAUUUUAACCAUUUGAAGGAAGUUUUGAGGACAUAUGUGCACUAUAAGGACAAAAAAAUUAUGUACUUAACUGUUAAUUAAGUCCCCAUAAACGUGACCCCACAGAAUGUGAAAUGUUAAGAUUUGUGAAGAAGAGUGGUGUGGGGAUAUAUACAUUUUGUAUAAUCUCUCUCAAAAACUUUUUUUUCAGGGUUGAAAGAGGAUAUUGGAUAAACCUUUUAUGAUCUAUAAUUCAGUUAUCAAUAUAACCAUAAUAACAUGAUAUAAACUACCUAAAAAAGUACAUGUUUAGUAUUUACUGUAUCAUGUAAUUAUCUCCUAGGACAUUGUGAAGAUGUCCUUACUAAACAGCUUUCAUUGGAGAGAGAGAGAGGGAGGGGGAGAGAAGGUGUAGAGAGAGAGAGAGAGAGAGAGAGAGAGAGAGAGAGAGAGACUACAUGUACUUGAGAUUUACAUGAUUUAUGGGGGUUUUCUUUCAGAAAAUUUUCUGGGUUUUUUUUCUUCUCAUAUUUUCUCAAAGACAAAGGAGUUAUGCAAUUUACACUGGUAUACAUGUAGUUGAUUACAUUCCAAGUGGAAAUAGAAGAUAUUUUGUUGUCUAUUAAACUGCAUACUUUAACAUGUUUAAGGUUGUGAUAAAAUUGUUAACUGUUGUAUGGCUGAGAAAUAUAUAGAUGUAUCAGUGGAAUUAUGGUACUGUAACUGAAAUGUAAUUUAUAAAAUCAUAAUAUAUAAAUAGAAGUUUGUAUAAAAAUUAAUGACAAGCUUUAUGAUUCAAUUUAGUGAAUCAACUGAUCUGCAGGGUGAUCAGAGAUACCCUUGUUUCUUUUUAACAUUUUUUAGAAUUAAAUAUAUAAAAUUUCAUAAUGUGUGGAGUUACAAUUACUUUUAAAGUAAUUUUGAGUUGUGCCAAUUGAAAUUUAGCUAUAUUGAUCAAUACAUCAUGUGUUUAUCUUGCUGAUUUUAAAAGAAGAUGGUGUUUCAAAAUUAUAUACUUUUACUGGGAUGCAACACCAAUCAUUUAAGCAAUGGUCAUAGGUUACCAUGGUUUUCAGAACUGAUGUUUUAAAUUAACGUUUUAUAACUUUGAUAUAUACAGAAUUCAUAUUUUUCAUGUGCAGAUGUGUUUUAAAAUUUACCAAAAUUGAUGAAAGACAUACAUCUUUAAUUCAGAGGAAUAACACCUGCAUAUUUUCAUUUUGUAAGGAGGUGUAUUACAUUUGCAACAUAAAAGUUUCUUUAAAAGAAAUGGAGUAUACUAUUUAUCAUACAAUGUUAAAAUGUGUAUUUUAAAAAUACAUUAAUAUUCAGUGUCAUACCUGUGUUUGAGAUACUCAUGCCCAUGGAUUGACAAUUUUCUGAUGAAAAUGUUAAUUAUCUCGAGUGUUUUUGUAGUUUUCAUUGUUUAUCCAGUAUUGACAUUCAUAUACAACAUAGUUAGGAAUGUUGUGACAAUAGGACAUUUUUUGUCAUUAACCAUAUUUAUAAUCGUUGUGUUACUGAGAUACAUACAGUGUAUGAGUUUCAUCCAAGAUGAAAUGUCAAGAUAAAGUAUGACUUGUGGGAAAGAUAUUUAAAAAAUGAUAGUAUCUGAAGCUUCAUAUUAUACAAAGGAGACAGUAUUGUAUUGCAGAUUGUUAUGGAACAAAAUCCGAGAUCUUCGAAAAAACAAUUAGUUUUUUUGGUUGUUUUUUUUUUUAAAAUAUGUGUUUAGCAGAUGUUUAGUGUAAAAUCACUUCUUCUUUUCUUUUUAAACAUAUGCACAUACCAUUAAAACAAUAAAAACUUAUCCAAUUUGACAUUCAAUGAAUUUACAGUACAUUAAUACAUUACCCAGCAAUACCAGUGGUAUGCAUAUAUAUAUAUAUAUAUAUAUAUAUAUAUAUAUAUAUUUGUACAAUGGUAUUUAACACUGCAUACAGAACGUCUAUUUUCAUGACAUCUUCUGGAUUGACAAAAAAAUUAACAUGUCAAAAGAAAUUCCCGGCCGCUUUAGGAUAUUAUCUCCUCCUCUGAAAGGUGUGUAUUUAAAAUGUCUAUACAUAUAUGAUUCUAUAGGUAUUCAUUAAAGUAAGUCUAUAAUAUAAUUCUAUAGGGGUUCAUUGAAGUAACUUCCACGUGGAAAUAUUUGUAGUUGAGUGACUAACAUUUUUCACCUGUUUAACAGAGGUGGUUUUUAAAUUUUUUGCUCAACAUUUUUUUAAAAAAGAAUUUGUGUGAUAUAUAGGAGAAUCUAUUUUCCACAUGUAUGAAAGCAUUGGAGCUGAACAUAUUUGGCAAUUGCACAAAAUGCGUAUUUCUGCGACAAAUGAGUUAGGGAUGGUGUUUUUUAAACAUUAUUCAUUGUUAUGUAGGUCGUAUAUAAAAUGAAAACACUUUAAAAAAUAAUAAACCAUCUAGAAUCAAUAGAAAACACAAUUGAUAUACCCUGCAUAAGGAAAUAUAGAGGCAAUAUCACACCCUUAAAUCAAACUUCAGCAGUACUUGCAUAUAUCCACACUGGUAUUUUUUACUGCAGUUAGUUCCUGUUCAAAUGAAUUUGUUUAAGAAUGGGUUCUCUCGAAAGCUUGCUGAGAGACUAAAUAUGCAAUUUUAAAAUAAUACAUUUUGAUUCGCAGAAAAAGCAUUAAACUUUAAGUCUGUGGAUUCAUCACUGAGAAUUUUAAUUAAAAUUUGUAUUAUUUAAUGUGAUUCAUCUGUUGUUUUAGAUCCAUGUAGAUUUUAACAUUAUGAAUGUAUGUGUCCUUCAAAAGUUGAGGAUUGAUAGAUUUAUCGGUGUGGUGCUUGGUGUCCGUUUCAUUGUAUGGACGUGUAUUGUAAAUCUAUUAUAGAUGUCCCACAUUUUUAUAAUUAUAUAAAUUUUGAAAGUACUUUGUUUUCUUCAAUGCAAACAAAAUGUCAAGUUUUACCGCACCUGUUUAUUCUAAGGCCAGUAAAAGCAACACCACUUUAGUCCCUUUUUUUCAGGAACUAUAUUACAUGUAAUUCUGACAGAAAGAGUGUUAAGAACUUAUCUAUAGUAUAGGAUAAGUGCACAUGAUAUUGAUAGCUUUAAUUGUUUGUCCAUCAAUCGCGAUAAGAGCUUCGACUAAAAAUAACUUCUUAAUUCAAACCCCUACAUGUUUAAUAGCAAAAAUAACUUCUUAAAUCAAACCCCUACAUGUUUAUUAGCAAAAAUAACUUCUUAAAUCAAACCCCUACAUAUUUAAUAGCAAAAAUAACUUCUUAAAUCAAACCCCUACAUAUUUAAUAGCAAAAAUAAUUUCUUAAAUCAAACCCCUACAUAUUUAAUAGCAAAAAUAACUUCUUAAAUCAAACCCCUACAUAUUUAAUAGCAAAAACAACUUCUUAAAUCAAACCCCUACAUAUUUAAUAGCAAAAAUAACUUCUUAAAUCAAACCCCUACAUAUUAGCAAAAAUAACUUCUUAAUAAUCAAACCCCUACAUAUUUAAUAGCAAAAAUAACUUCUUAAAUCAAACGUCUACAUGUUUGAUAGCAGGUUUUUUUUUUUAAUUGAACAAAUCCAUUUUUGGCAAACUAUCCAUCUAUUGUAUUUACAGAUUCUGUAAUGUAUGUUUUGAGGUGUAUGCAUGUAUUAGUGUGACUGGACAUACAAAGGUUUAACUUACAUGUAUAAAACUAUGUUCUGAUGUCUGGUCUUUUGUGUGUACUCAUAUGUUGUUUGUUGGCACCUGAAAAAUCAUUUUCAACCAGUGUUUUGCACAAUCAUUGCAAUAUUAAUACCUUUGUUAUCUCGUUAUGAAACAUAUAUUUGUAUGAAUAAACAUGGCUUAAAUUUU